CCUUGUCUCCUCUUCCCACACUCAUACAGUCUUUUCUUCUCAUAACAUUGAGCCUGAUGACCUCAAUGCAAUGUUCCAAGACCUCUCAAAGUAUAUCAUCAAGGAUGGAGACUACCCUGCUGCUCGUGGCGGGUUCGGGGAAAUCUGGAAAUGCACCUGCCACAUUGAUCCUAGCCGCCCCAUCAAAGUCGCCGUGAAAUCAUUGCAGGUGUACAUCGAUGAUCGACUGGGACCAGCCAAGACAAAAAAGAUCCAGAGGAUCAUGCGUGAAUUCAGGAUAUGUGCCAACCUCAAUCAUCCAAAUAUUCUACGCAUUUAUGGUUAUACGCAUGGCUUCGGCCCAUUUCCAGCAAUAGUCAGUCUUUGGGCGGAGAACGGCAACUUGUCAGUCUAUUUGGAGCUUCAAGGUGCGACUCUGACUCUCCUAACGGAUAUCAUAGCUGGUCUGCGAUAUCUCCACGCCAACAAUGUCAUCCAUGGUGACUUUAACGGGCCUAACGUGUUGAUCCAUGGUGAUGGCACUGCGUGUAUUGCUGACUUUGGCCUUUCCUUGAUGUACUCCGAGUUCAUAAGCGCCUCCCAGGCAUCCUGGACGUCCACAAUCAAAGGAAACACGCGAUGGAUGGCUCCUGAGCUACUCGUAGAGCGGGAGGAUGGUUCUCAGGCUCGGCCAAGCGAGCAGAGCGACAUGUAUUCAUUUGGCGGUAUCAUGCUGCAGGUCCUCACCAACAAAGCACCCUAUUAUCACCUCACGAACGAUGCCGCUAUCAUACUCUGCAUAGCCAAGUCGCAAACACCCUCUCGAUCUCGUUAUCCUGAGCUUCCUGAGCAAUAUUGGUCGUUCAUCGAGCAAUGUUGGUCUGCUAAUCCUUGGGGCCGUCCCUCGGCGGCAGGAGCUGACACGACGAUCAGGAAUGAAUUUGCUUUGCUAUCCGGAUCUCAGUGA
Suillus bovinus is the source of this 946-nucleotide messenger RNA. RefSeq names its product kinase-like domain-containing protein. The record is from RefSeq and is a predicted model, not a curated record. NCBI's taxonomy places the organism in Eukaryota, Fungi, Basidiomycota, Agaricomycetes, Boletales, Suillaceae. Gene Ontology annotation, biological process: protein phosphorylation. Gene Ontology annotation, molecular function: ATP binding; protein kinase activity. The coding region runs from base 71 to 946 and encodes 291 amino acids. The transcript is spliced from 7 exons.